This is a messenger RNA of Hydractinia symbiolongicarpus, 1196 nucleotides long. RefSeq lists its product as uncharacterized. The record is from RefSeq and is a predicted model, not a curated record. The transcript has 2 exons. Lineage: Eukaryota; Metazoa; Cnidaria; Hydrozoa; Anthoathecata; Hydractiniidae. Gene Ontology annotation, cellular component: membrane. The coding region runs from base 62 to 913 and encodes 283 amino acids.
GACCAAACUGUGAAAAAAGUACUGAGUGAACUUUCUAAAAACAUUCUACUUCACUAGUGAGAUGGCACCACUAUCAAACAAAAUAGUCAAUGGUAUUUUAGCUGUGGCAAUUACAGUAUUACAUAUUACCAUCAUCACAACGGUUUUAUCAAAGUCAAAGCUUCGUAAAAUCAGAUCACAUAAGUACAUCGUGCAUUUAUCGUGCGGAAUUUUGGUAGCAGGACGAAUUUUGAUUGGAUUUGCAACAGAAACUGAUUGGUUCACACCUGUGCCAUAUUUACAUAUCAAUUUAGGCAUCAUCACGUUCACAUUAGAUCGGUUUCUUUCCAUACAGUUUCCAUUGAGGUACACAAAUUGGAGAAAGGAAAAUUAUGUCUUGUUUUUUCUUUGGUUUGCAACUGUUAUAGCGAGCAUUGGUUAUUAUGUAACAAAAUCAACAGAAAAAUCACUACAACAGAACGAGAAUAAAAUGACAGUAUUUGUAAUUGUAACUGGGCUGGUUAUAUUUAUCUCAAUCUUGUCCAAUGCCAUACUGUUCCACAUAGCGAGAAAGCAGUUACGGGGAAUUCAGAAAAUACAGAUUCUAUCAGAAACGAGAAACAGCGAAAUAGAUACAAAUCCACUCAACACAUCAAGCAUGUCCAGACGAACCAUGCAAGUGAGAGAAAUCAAACAAUUUUACAUCUGUUUUGGUUUCAUCAUAACUUACGUAUUAGCCUGGUCGCCUCCAGUCGUAACGAAAUUCGCAGAGCUAGCAUUAAAUAUCGAAUCUUCUUUGAUGUGUUUCACCUGGAUGGUAACGUUUGCCAACAUCAAUUCUCUUUCGGAUGGAUUCAUUUUCAUUGCUUUAAACAAAACGUUGAGAAAAGCUUGUACAUCAUUUUUCUGUAAAGUGACAGUUCCCAUGAAAUAAGCAUUGCAUUUAUACCUACACUGUCAAGCGUUUUCACGAAAACUAAUUUUUAGAAAAAAACUUUUAGCCAGGACAUUCUCAUCCACACACACCUCUACUAUUAAUAUUUGAAAUUUUUGCCAACGAGGAUUAUGUAUUUUAUUGAUAAUUUAAUUUUGUUAUUCUGUUAUAAAAUUGAUGUUGUUUUUACUGUUUUUAAAGAUGUUAAAUGUUUCCAGUAAUAAUAUUUCGAAAAUUAAAAACCAAAUUAAAACAAAAUAUCUGAUAGAAUAUAUUGGACGUC